Molecule: messenger RNA, 594 nt
Organism: Spodoptera littoralis (African cotton leafworm)
Lineage: Eukaryota; Metazoa; Arthropoda; Insecta; Lepidoptera; Noctuidae
Source: the annotation of a GenBank genome assembly
AUGAUGCGUGGUGCUGGCGGAGCGCUGGCCGUGGCCGUCGCCGCGUUGCUAGUCUGCUGCAGUGCAGAUCCUCAUCAGGAGCAGGAUGUAAGUGGUAACGACCACUCCGCGGAGCGCUACGAUGCCGCCGGUCACAAGACUCGUACCCUGGACGACGGCAACUUAGUAAGAGAAGUCCGAGAGAUCCGCCACUCUGGAUAUGUGCCAUACCUCCUCUCUAGACGAUUUGACUUCGCCAGUCCGUAUGGAAGCAAACGUGAGCCCUGGGCGCUUGCACCGAUCGAGUUCAGAGGGUACUACGGAGAUGGCCUUCCUAAGCGUAAUUUCGACGAGAUCGACCGAUCCGGCCUGGACACGUUCGUGAAGAAGCGCAACUUCGACGAGAUCGACCGUUCAUCAAUGCCGUUCCCCUACGCGACCAAACGCUUCUACCAUCUGUACGGAACCAAUGACAUUGAUACCCCCGUUUCAAGCUUCGACAAGAAGAGGUACAGACCUGACUACCCCAUGGACGAGAUUGACCUGUCACACUUCCCCAUCGGUUCCAAGAGGUCUCAAGACGACUACCCCCUCGUUCCCCGCAAUUUACUGUAA